Messenger RNA from Symbiodinium sp. CCMP2592, 2082 nucleotides. NCBI's taxonomy places the organism in Eukaryota, Dinophyceae, Suessiales, Symbiodiniaceae. The record is from the annotation of a GenBank genome assembly.
AUGCCAAGCCGGCUGCAGCGGCGCACAAAGCAGCCCUUUCAUCCACAAGUUGCAAGAGCUUCGGCAGGUGUUUUGUUGUGUAGAUGCUUGGGUCAGCUCGGCUUCCCUCUGGGCUUCAACUGGCUCUUACAAGAUGAGGCCUUGCCGGGCAUCGUGCGAGACGUGGACGUUAACCUGCAACUCGACAUGGGCGAAGAGGAAGGGGCCUUCCAGGCUGCUGCUUCUGCAACAGCGACUAGCAAGGUGCUGCCGGCUGCCGCCUGCGGUAGCUCUGGCGAUCAACGCAAGCACGGCAGCCGACCUAGUGGUCAACAGCUUCUCCCAAGGCUGGCGCUGGGACUUCUGCAGCCGCCCCAGUGCUGCGUUGGCUUCCUCGGACCGUCGCUUGCGACAGGUAAAGCUUAUCUGGCAACGGGGCCCGGAAGCCAGAAAAGCACCAGGCCUUCCGAGAAGCUAGGCGACAGAAGGGAACCUGUGCUUCCCACACGACCCAUGGCAGCGGUUCCAGAACGAGGGCCGACAGCCACGAGCCCAAUGCAGUAUGCCGCUGCUGUGAAGAGGCAUGCAGAUGCUCGAAGAUGGGACGCGGCCUCCUCCCUCCUACACCAGAUGUGGGGCAAUCAUUUGCUCGCAUCGAUCCAAACCACCGAUGCCGUUCUGAAUGCCUGCGGCAGAGCCAAGAAGUGGGAAGCAUGCCUGGACCUUUUCGACGAGAUUGGGCACCGCGGGCUCGUAACAGACAGGAGUUUCAGCAUCGUUAUCAAUGCCUGUGGCAAGGCCAGCAAGUGGCAACACGGCCUGGACUUGUUCAACAGCUUUGAGGGUGGCACAGGUCGAGGUCGGGUGGUUGUGCACAACGCAGCCAUCAGCUGUUGCGAGCGGGGCCAGCAGUGGGAGCAAGCUUUGGUAGUGCUCGCACGGCUGGGCCUGCGGAAGGAAGCAGAUGUUGUCAGCUACAGCGCAGCAAUGAGUGCCUGCGUGCGAUGCGAGGUUUGGCAGUAUGCGCUAGCUUUGCUGGGAGAGCUUGGCCAGCAGAGAUUGCAAGCGGAUCUGAUCAUUCAGAAUACAGCUAUCAGUGCAUGCGAGAAAGGCGACCAAUGGCAAAAAGCCUUGGUUUUGCUUCUGGGACUCAAAAGUCGGAGCUUGAAGGCUGAUCUUGUCUCAUACAGUGCAGCGAUCAGCUCAUGCACGCAGGGCCAGUGGCAAAUAGCACUGUAUCUUCUGGAUGAUGUCUUCACGCAGGGCCUGCCUGUCGACAUCAUCAUCUACAGUGCUGCCAUCAGUGCUUGUGGCAGUGGGGAGCAGUGGGAGAUGGCUUUGUCACUGUUCAUGGGCUUAGCACAGCAACAGCUGGCCAAGAACCGUGUGGCGUACAAUGCUGUCAUGAGCGCGUGCGAGAACAGCGGCCGGUGGCAACUGGCCUUGUUUCUGCUGGCAGAGAUGCUUCAGAAAAACAUGCCAUGUGAGUUGCAGGACUUCAAUGUUGCGAUAAGUGCAUGUGAGAAAGCUUGGCAGUGGCAGGAGGGGCUGCCGUGGCAGCAUGCACUGUCUCUACUGGUAGAUUUGCAGCUGCGCAGUUUCAGUCCCAAUGAGGUGACUUACAGUGCAGCGAUAAGCUCCUGUGAGAAGGGUGGGGAGUGGAAACAGGCCCUGGUGUUGUUGGCAGAUGUCUUCAGGAUGGAGCUGCAACCUAACAGAAUAACCUACAGCGCAGCAAUAAGUGCGUGUGAGAAGGGCCGGCAAUGGCAGUUUGCAGUCUUGAUUUUCGGGCACCUGCUUGCGAGCCACUUGGGGGCAGACGAGAUUGCAUACCAUGCUGUCAUCAGCGCCUGUGAGAAGGGAGGUCGAUGGCAGCAUGCUAUUUUCCUGCUCUCAGAGCUGGGCUCUGGCACUUUGGAGGUGGAUGUCAUCGCUCAAUCCACGGCUUUGCGGGCUUGCGAAGCUUGCGAAGCUUGCGAAGUCGUGGAUCGGGUCGCACAGAUCCAGACCUUACUUUUGGAUAUCCAGGCAGCAAGCUUUCAGGGUCUCGUGGGAGUUGGGAACGGAAUGCCGCUGUCCUUGUCCGAUGGAAAACAGUCAUAG